This is a messenger RNA of Ilex paraguariensis (yerba mate), 341 nucleotides long. Lineage: Eukaryota; Viridiplantae; Streptophyta; Magnoliopsida; Aquifoliales; Aquifoliaceae. The record is from the annotation of a GenBank genome assembly.
GGUUUGGAAAAAUGGAGCCUGCAUAUUUGUGCUUUGAAAAACGGCUCUCAAAUAGGGAUGUCCAUGGCAACCUGGAAAUACCCAACUGGGCAGAUUAUUUGCCAGACGGAAAUGAGGUCAUGCGUGUAACUGACAGAGACGGAAUCACAUAUGAAUUCAUAGCCUCAGUAAGGGCAGAUGAGAGGCGUUCUCUGACGCACGACUGGCGUGCUUUUGCAUUUGCAAAGGGUCUUCGAACCGGUGAGUUGCUAAGCGUUUAUCGGUUAGGAAAUGACAAUGAAUAUGCCGUGCAGGUUGGCCUGGAAAUUCAUGGAAAGUUCAUUGUCUGGGAAACUUUGUAA